Molecule: messenger RNA, 330 nt
Organism: Cotesia congregata
Lineage: Eukaryota; Metazoa; Arthropoda; Insecta; Hymenoptera; Braconidae
Source: the annotation of a GenBank genome assembly
AUGCUCCAGCCAAUGCAUCACUCAAAACGUCGAUAUUGGGAAAUUGGACUUGCGGCGCCAUCUCUGGAAUUCAAAGCUAACGACGGACCCAGUAAAGAGGGGAGAGACGAGGAAUGCGACAUGUGCUUAAUUUUUCCUUCUUCCACGUUUUCGACUUGCCGCGUGCGGACACGUUUUGCUGUUCUGGAAAAUUUGUUGCCACGACGUAGUGAGCUAUACUUUGAUUAUUGUGUUAAUAUUUGCGCUUCGGUUUGCCGAAAUUUAAUUGAACAGCUCGACGACAAUCGGCUGUGGCUGAUUAAUUUGUUAACUGUAAAGUUUACAAAUUAA